AUGGCAGCUUACAGGUGCAACUACCCGGCUGUGCUGCUUAUUCUAUGUAGUUUUUCAGUGUUUGUUGUCGCAGACACUGAAGACGCGACAUUAAUUAAUGGCCAAGAUGUCACAGCUCUCAAUAGUCCUCAAACAGCCUCCAAAACAGCGGCGCAAACGGCCGAGCAGCCCGCAGUGGAGGAGAGGCAAUGGGAAGCGACUGCGAGUGCUGCAGCAGCCGACGACCAGGACAGAACACCGGACACUCCUGCACCUGGAGCCGAGGUACAGCCGGUGGUUCCUCCGGUGCUGCCAGAGCCGAAAGAUAGUUUUCAGGAGGAACUGGUCUUCAGGCCGCUGCAUUCCGGAGAUAUUUACGCCAGCUUCCAGUUCCGCACCCUGUGGGAGACAGAUUUCAUGAGAGGAAACAAAGUGUCCCACUACCGGCUGUUCCCCAAGUCUCUGGGCCAAGUUAUCUCCAAAUUCUCAGUGCGAGAGCUGCACAUCUCCUUCACGCAGGGAUACUGGAGGACCAUGCAGUGGGGGCAGCCCUUUCUGCCAUCUCCCCCUGGGGCCGAGCUCUGGGUCUGGUUCCAGGACUCUGUGACAGAUGUGGAUGGCACAUGGAAGGAGCUGACGAAUGUUUUGUCGGGGAUCUUCUGCGCCUCGCUGAACUUCAUUGACUCCACCAACACUGUUGAGCCCAGUGCCUCCUUCAAACCGCUGGGAAUAGGCAAUGAGACAGACCCCCGCUUCCUUCGCUAUGCCACCCUCCCACGAGAGAUUGUUUGCACUGAAAAUUUGACACCCUGGAAGAAACUCUUGCCAUGUGGCUCAAAGGCUGGUCUCGCUGUCCUGUUGAAGUCAGAGAAACUAUUCCACAGUAGUUUUCAUUCCCAGACAGUACACAUCCGACCAGUGUGUCAGGACUGGCAAUGCAAAACCACGUCAUGGGAGCUGAGGCAGACACUGAAUGUCGUCUUUGACCUGCACACCUCUGGACAGAGCAAACGAGAGUGGUCUCUGUUCAAGAUGUUCUCUCGGACCCUGACAGAAGCUUGUCCACUGGCCUCCUCCAGUAAAAUCUAUAUUGACAUCACAGACAACCCUCAGGGGGAGCAGUUUGAACUAACCCCGGCCACUACCCUGCUCAGCCAGGCAGUGGUGCUGGGGGACAGACGAACCUUCUCUGUCUACGAUCUGACACAACAAGCUACUUUUGGCAACACACGCUCCCUCAAUCUGCUGAUUCGCUGGAAAUCCAGUGAAGGUGACAUGCUGCGUCCUCUGCUCCACGCUGAGCGUUAUGUUGCUGGCUACGGGCUGCAGACAGGAGAGAUUCACACACUGAUGUACAACAACCACCCUUACAGGUCAUUCCCUGUUCUGCUGCUGGACUCAGUGCCCUGGUACCUUCGUCUCUACAUCCACACUCUCACUGUCACCAGCAAGGGAAAGGACAACAAUCCGAGCUUCAUCCACUACCAGCCAUCUAAGGACCGUGUGAGGCCCCACCUGCUGGAGAUGCUGGUCCAGCUUCCCCCCAACUCUGUCACUGAGGUCACUGUGCAGUUUGAGAGGGCUCUGCUCAAGUGGACUGAAUACACCCCCGAUCCCAACCAUGGCUUCUAUGUCGGAUCUUCAGUCAUCAGUUCUCUUGUACCAAGCAUUGUCGCUAUGGAUACAAACAGCACGCGGGAACGCCCGCUUUUUAGCAGCUUUUUUCCGUGUAAAGAAGAGUCCAGCUACUUUGUGCGUGUCUACACAGAGCCUUUGCUGGUCAACCUGCCAACCCCAGACUUCAGUAUGCCUUAUAAUGUCAUCUGCCUGACCUGCACUGUUGUGGCCGUGGGUUAUGGAUCCCUCUACAACCUGCUGACCCGGAGUUUCCAGAUAGAGGAGCCUAGCCCAGGACUGGCCAAACGGAUAGCCAACGUCAUCCGCAAAAUGAGAGGUGUGCCGCCACUCUGAGGCUGGACACAACUGUCAACUGGCUCCGAUUUGAGAAAGGAAGUUUUCUUUUGGUGAAACCACUGGUUAAUAUGUGAUAUUCAGGGAAGUUCUGAAUCAAGCACUGGUACGAAUGUUUUGGAAAUGGUCAACUUUUUGGUUUCCAAAUAGAUGAAGACAAAAAAUGAUUAUCUUUGUUAAUGUAUUCAGGAUAAUUUCCUAUCGGCUAAGGACAAGCAAAUGUAGACUUUGGAUCUGGAGGGAACAAAAAAGCUUUGUUAUUGUUUCAUGAGCAGAAAGAAGCAAGUCUGUGCAGUAUGCUGCUGUGGUCACUGCACCAGAGUGCUUUAGUUUGGUUGUUUUUGUUUUGUGAAUGUUUGAAGCCAUAACUGUGCUGCGUCAUUAUAUAGCCAGAAUGUUUUUGAGGUCAUUUUUUAUCAAAGUGAGGAAACUUUGUUAAAAUUGACUUUCUACAAAUAUGAGAUUAAUUUGGAUUUACAGUGAUAUGAAGGCGCAAAGCUCAGAUAGAAAAAGACAACCACACUUAGUCUCACUCAGAAUGUAACAUUUUCCCAAACCUCAGUUCAUGACAGGACAUCUAAUAACACAGAAAUAGUUUCCUGUGUCCAACUACCAAAAUACACAGUAGACUGAAGUGUGAAACUAUAAGACAUGUCCUCGGUAAAAGGUUCCUGAUCUAGAUGUGUUAUUUAACAAGUUCUUCAAUAGUCAUAAUAAGAAAAUACUCAUAAAAAUAUUGAUGCCGAAUUCUUACCAAAAUG
This is a messenger RNA of Scomber scombrus (Atlantic mackerel), 2711 nucleotides long. RefSeq names its product phosphatidylinositol glycan anchor biosynthesis, class T (gene pigt). The record is from RefSeq and is a predicted model, not a curated record. Gene Ontology annotation, cellular component: GPI-anchor transamidase complex. The coding region runs from base 1 to 1950 and encodes 649 amino acids. Gene Ontology annotation, biological process: attachment of GPI anchor to protein. Lineage: Eukaryota; Metazoa; Chordata; Actinopteri; Scombriformes; Scombridae. The transcript has 11 exons.